ACAUGUUGCUGGCGGGAAAAACAUGAAAACAUUCAGGAUUUGUCAAAGACAGAAUAAGCGUUAACGCAUCAUUAUAUGUACCUAACAAUGUCUAGUUAAGUGCCUAUGUUGCAUCUCUCUUCUUCUCCUCACCCCCUCUGUGUUUUAGUUAUAUUUCUACGAGCAGUACGAUGGUUCAAAUAAUCAUAAAUUCAAGUGUGGAUGGGGCUGGUCCUGCUGAGUGGCUUCUGGUUGAACUCCAGGGGGAGAUGGUGUCCAGGCAGAACUCUGGACUGGCUGGGAACCUGAUGGGAGAUCUGCUCUACACCAAAGAGGGUGUGCCUGUGCUCAUCGUGGGACACCACAUCCUCUAUGGAAAGGUGGUCAAACUGGAGAAGCCCUUCGCUGUCCUGAUGAAACACUCCGGCCUCCCGCAGGGGGACGAGGUUCCCAUGGAAACCAACCAUCAGAACCCCACCACCUACUCUGUCGCCGCCCUCAUCAAGAAGAAGCUAAUCUUCAAGACUCGCCCAAAGCCCAUCAUCACUAAUGUGCCCAAGAAAGUGUAGUAAAGUACUUGGUCGUAUGCAUUAGGGCUCACUGUCGCAAAACCCUUUUUACUGAAAAAUUUGACAAGCUCAGAUUGUCCCUCUUUGUUUCAGUGUUCCGUUUUGUGCCUAAUGACCCUAGUCACCUCUGUGGGAGGAAAGUACAUGCUGCUCUCUUAAUGACUUCAAAUCCACAAGUAUGGAGCACACAGUGCAAGACUGUAUUUGGGACACACUCCUCUGGCUUGAGGUUAUCGACCACUGGAACUAGACUGUGUACAUAUUUGUUUAGAUAUGUAAGUGGUUAUGCUCCUCGAAUUUGCUGUAUGCGGUGGUGUAUUAGUAAAAAUCAAGAUAUUUCAAUCAUUUUUGCAUUUUUGUGACAUGAUUUAAUGUGUUGAUAUGCCAUUUGUACUGUGUUUAUUUUCAGAUGGGAAAGAAAUCAGUACAACAGUGGAAUGAGCAUGUUUUUAUUCAGAUACAAAAACAUACAGUUUUUCAACCGCUGUACAAGUGUAAAAAAUAAAUGUUCUGAUUGAAAUUUAAAUACAAAACCUUUUUCCAAAAACAUGUCUUUUAUACUGUAUUUAAAUAUGUUCAUAAUGAAACACAUGGGUGGUUACAAUACUUUAUUUUCAGCUAUUCUAUACCAAUAAAACUAUAUGUGUUAUGUUAUGUUGUGUAUCAAUAGCCAUAUGCUGUUGCUUGAUUCUGAGAGUUUUUU
Messenger RNA from Oncorhynchus tshawytscha (Chinook salmon), 1251 nucleotides. Its product is annotated as CTF8, chromosome transmission fidelity factor 8 homolog (S. cerevisiae). The transcript is spliced from 3 exons. The record is from RefSeq and is a predicted model, not a curated record. Gene Ontology annotation, biological process: mitotic sister chromatid cohesion. Bases 171 to 548 code for a protein of 125 amino acids. Lineage: Eukaryota; Metazoa; Chordata; Actinopteri; Salmoniformes; Salmonidae. Gene Ontology annotation, cellular component: Ctf18 RFC-like complex.